Belonocnema kinseyi is the source of this 1885-nucleotide messenger RNA. RefSeq names its product L-aminoadipate-semialdehyde dehydrogenase-phosphopantetheinyl transferase. Gene Ontology annotation, molecular function: magnesium ion binding; holo-[acyl-carrier-protein] synthase activity. The record is from RefSeq and is a predicted model, not a curated record. Gene Ontology annotation, cellular component: cytosol. The transcript is spliced from 2 exons. The coding region runs from base 235 to 1071 and encodes 278 amino acids. Lineage: Eukaryota; Metazoa; Arthropoda; Insecta; Hymenoptera; Cynipidae.
ACGAAGAAUGCAAUUUGCCUCUACUUGACAGAGCUCAUUUAACAGCAACUACAUCUCUGUCUGAACGGGGGCCGAAAAAUGCUAGACUUAAUGGUGGAUGCUAGAAAAUAACCACGUUUUGCCAUGUGAUCAACGUAGAAGCCGGAUUAAAUUUAAUUAUUUAAAAAGUUUCCAAGGGACACAACGCAUUUCAUAAUUGUAUUAAUCAAGAAUAAUACAUAAUACCAUCUUUUAAUGGCCUCUACUAGCAUUAGGUGGGCUUUCAAUUGGGCGAAUUGGCAUCCAACAGAGAAAGAUUUAUUAAAAGUAGUUUCUUGUCUGCAAAAUGAGGAAAAGGAAAGACUAGGAAAAUUCGUGUUCCGAAAAGACUUUAGAGCAUCAGUUGUUGGAAGAUUAAUGAUGAGAAAGUUUAUUAAUGAAUAUACUGAUAUUCCAUACAAUGAAAUUAUAUUUACAAGAGACCAAAAUAACAAGCCCAUGCUUGAGAAUGCAUCCAAAUCGAUAGCAUUUAACAUAUCACAUCAAGGAAGUUUUACUGUGUUUGUCGGAGAAAUCAGGAACGUAAAAUUAGGUGUAGAUGUUAUGAAACUCGAGUAUACCGGUGGUAAGCGAUUGUCAGAGUUUUUUCGAUUGAUGGAUAGAAAUUUUUCACCUGCAGAAUGGAUAGAAAUUAGAGGCGGUACUGGCACUCCAGAGUCAGAGCAAACAGCCAUGUUCUGUAGGUACUGGGCAUUAAAGGAAAGUUAUGUUAAGGGACUGGGUGUGGGUAUUGUAAUUGAUCUUAGAAAUAUUGAAUUUAGAACGUCUUCGAGACUACGUGAAAAUGAGUUAGUUAUAGAUACCAGCUUAUAUAUAAACGGUGUUAGACAAAAUUGGUUUUUUGAAGAAUCUUUACUAGACUCUGAACAUUGCGUUGCUGUAGCAGUGCAAGGAAUUGAGUCAGUUAACAGUUCGAAAAAUGUAUUAUUUGAAAAAAUAAGUAUAGGAAAGUUGCUGGAAAAUGCUGUUUCCCUUAUUCCCCAGGAUCCAGAAUAUUGUAGACAGUACUUUGCUAAAAGAGAAAGGCCUUAAGAUUUUUUUUUUUAAAGUAUGUAAAGUGAUACUUAUGUCUCUCAUAAGCCUAAUUUAUCUAUGUAUUGUUGUUGAUAGGCCGUAAAUAAAAAUGUAAAAUUAUAAAAUAAUAAACUGUGUGAAUUAUUUGGAUGAUGAGCAUAAGAUCACCAAAAUAUACAGUGCAAACGAAAAAGUUUCUACUAGCUGCAUUUCUCAAGUCGCGUGGUUACGGCUGCACGGGCAGGAUUUCAGUGACGUCUCUAAGCUUAUGUAGCCGUGUGGCGAAUUUAUAUACAUAACGUCAACCGGGAUGAUUGGAUAAAAAUUCACACAUAGCCUCAAAAAUAUGUGUUCCACUAGAUUUUUUAACGAUUUUAGAGUGAGAUAACAGAUCUAAAUGAACUUUCGUUUUGUAGUGUAUGUUGACACUAAUGCAUAUCCUAAGUGUCAAGUCAAAAUAAUUGGUUAUUUAAAAGUUGAUACGUUUUGAAAUUUAUCGAUAUCGAAAACUCGUAAUCGUAUAAAUUAUUCUGAAUAUUAUCGUAUGAAUACUUCUGAAUAUUAAAUACUUUUUGAAUAUAAAGAAGUUUUGUCACUAGAAAGUAACUGUAAUUUCUUAAAAGUUUGUAACAAACAUAACUGGCACUGGAAAACUAACAAUUCUUCAAUUUUCUAUUGUUUUAUACGUGAUUUGUAAAAAGUUUUGCGGCAACUUGUAUUUAAAUUAAAAAAAAUUAUUUAAACAGAUUAGGAUUUAUUAGCCAUAUUUUAUGAAUGUCACAAUAUUUGUAAACGUAUUUUACUGCUCUAAUAAAAUUAUACUACUAUUAUA